Lycium barbarum (goji berry) is the source of this 5017-nucleotide messenger RNA. RefSeq lists its product as uncharacterized. The transcript has 11 exons. Bases 774 to 4838 code for a protein of 1354 amino acids. The record is from RefSeq and is a predicted model, not a curated record. NCBI's taxonomy places the organism in Eukaryota, Viridiplantae, Streptophyta, Magnoliopsida, Solanales, Solanaceae. Gene Ontology annotation, molecular function: microtubule binding.
ACCCUUUCACUAAUAUUUUUUUUCUACAUUAACAUUGUUCCAGAAACAGAAGUAUGACCUUAGAAAUUACAGCAAUUAAAGAAAACUAAUAAUUGGGUAUCACAAUUUUACAAGAAGUGGGCGGAAAAACCACAAACAACGGACACAAAGACACCAUAUUUCACCCUCUGGUUGCGAGCAAAGCAAAUUUUGGAGGUACUUGAAGGCGAAUCUUAUUAGAAUAUGAGUAACGAUCUAAGGCGAGAGAAAAGGCUACCAAGUUCUUUUGACAGAGAAGUUUAUGAUGUCUUGGAUGGGAAGGAAGUCACAGAAGAAGCAUACCAACUAGCUCUGGUAACUAUAACCACAAAUGAAAAAUAUGACUAUGGGAUAGAAACAGAAGAAGUGGAACAUGAAGAGGACGAGGAUGGCGAUGUUUCUCAUACAGGGGAAUAUAUCAUGGCAGAAGAUGUUCUACAUCCAGCCAUGGAGGAAAUUGGAAGCAACCCACUAAUGGUGAAAGAUGAUACGGAAGGAGAGGGAGGUGGGGGUAAAAUUGAGUUUGGUUAGUGACGUGGCAUGCCACGUAAUGCCACCUCAUUAAAAUGUUAGUGACAUAUGAUAUUGAGUUUCAACUUAGACAAUUUUAACGGUGAAGGAGCAUAUUUAAGCCAAUAGUAUAGUGAUAGGGGCAUAUUUAGACCCAAAGUAUAACGAAGAGAAUAUUUAGCCUUUUUCGAUAGUUAAGGGUAUACUUGGCCCUUUUCCCGUUUUUAUUUGUAGGCAAUUUUUGAAUGAAUGAAACAAAAGGGGAAAAAAGAAAGAAGAAGAAAACCGAGAUUUGGCAUUGGAGUAAGCAAGGCACGUGUGUGUGGUCCUACAUUAGGGGACCCUUUCCCGCUUGCCCUCAUUUCAAAACCAACAAACAAAUCCCCCUAUUCUUUCCCUUCAACCAAACAAACAAAUUAGUCAGUCCUACUCCUACAUACUUGUUUGAUGAUUUCUUCAACUACUAUUUCAAUCAUCCAAUCAAAAUGGAAUCGGAUCUAAGCCCACUCCCUCAUAUGGAUUCCAGUCCUGACGAUUUCGCUUCUAUUUCAAAUUUCUUGUCUCCAAUGAGAGGGCUAGAUGGUCGUGUAGAUCCAUUAAAAUGCGGCAGUUCCUCUCGUAGAGGUUGCAGCUAUAAAGAAAAUAUAGCAGAAAUGCCUAAACUGAGUGUGGAGCCGCUGCAUAUGAAGAGGAAGAAAAGAGGUGGUGGUUUCAAUAUGCGGAAAAGUUUAGCAUGGGAUAGAGCAUUUUCAACUGAAGAAGGUGUUUUGGAUCCAGUAGAACUUUCUCUGCUUAGUGGAACAUUAGUUAACACAUGCGGAGAGGCCUUGUUCACCAUCAAUGAAGAAGAGCGAAAUCCAACUUCAAAUGACUCUCUAUGUGAUGCUAGUUCAGCUUAUUUGAACUCGAACAAAAAGAGUACGUUUAAAGAAAUUCGAGCUGCAACUUUAAAAGAAGAUAAGCGGAAGGUCUCAAGUAAAGUGCUUGCGUCUCCGAAUGGUAGAACUAUCUCCAAAUCUAUUGGCUGUUCUCGACCUCUGUCUUCAGCUUCACUGAAAAGGCCUGCAGACAUGAAUCAUGGAAAAUCUGCAACCAAGGAUUCCAAGUUACCAAAGUGUCAAGUUUCAAAGCUACGUUCUUGUUUGUUGCCUACAAGCUCUAAGAGUACUAUACCAAGAGCAAGUCACUUGAAGAAUCAAGUAACUGAUUCUGCUGUUAGUAUUCAGAAGAAUAUGGGAUUAAGGAGCUACUCUAGAAAAGUGAGAAAUAGCCAAGAAAAAGCAAAAGCUGUUGCUGAACCUUUGAAGGAUAAAUCUUCGUCAUGCAAUUUGAGAGGAAAUAAUAAAAAAUCAACAUCGAAAUUACAGGCAUCAACUGAAUCUUCUCUAGUUAAUAAAGCUAGCAAUACUGGUUUGGAGAUGAAUCCAGAUGCCACACUUACAUCUAGCCGAGCACAUUCAUCUGAACGUCAUGAUGUAUGUACACCAUAUGCUCUUCGCCUUCCUCACAGCACUCGUACUGCUGUUAGCAGUACGCAAUACCUGCCUGCACAAGCCAUGAGACCAUCGGGUUUGCGGAUGCCUUCACCUUCAUUAGGAUUUUUUCGUCAGACAAAAGCUUCAGAUACAAGCCGCUUGUUGAAAGGCGAGUCUAGUAUGUGCCCGUUGCAAAGGUCUGGUGAUCUGAGGCCACCAGUGGCACUAGCAAAGCAAGAAGGCAAGGUCAAUUUAGCAAAUCUGAACUGUAGGAUACUAGGAUUGGAAAAAGAAAGCUCAACAGAAUCCUGCAAAGUAAUCAAACCAGGCUUGGAAGGAAACAGUGUAGAAAAAGUGAAUAUUCCAAGUGUUGGUAAGAAGCUUGAUCCAGUCAGUGAUAAGCUCAGAGAUCCUGCAGGUAAUUUUGAUGAAAAAGUACCGGAUCACAUCAAGCACAAAGAAAAGAAGCUUCAGGAUGCAGGAUUGCUGAUGAAUGGCAAGCAACAUCCACCACAAACUGGAAAACAUGAACAUAUAAACAAAGAUGGUGAUCUCAUGAACUCCAUCCCUGGUUUUAUAGAAAAUAAAGGCUCUGCUGGAUCAGAUUUUAAAGAUGCUCAGUUUCCACAAGCUAGCUACAAUACACAAUCUCUAGUUCUACGUGGAUUGCAAGGUGCCUACUGCAAUCAAAAUGAAGCAGAAGAAUCUGGCAUUUGUUCAGUAAUUGAUGGUUCGAAGUCGCAGUACCGGAACAUGAUUAAUUUUAGUGAGGAGGUGAGGGAGGAGGGUUAUGUAGGUUGCUGCAAUAAUUUACCCGGUGGAGAAUUUGAAACAGUCAAGUCCUUUGCAGUUGAAGAUGAUGGGAUAUUUGAUAAUGAUAAGCACAUUAUGAAGAUUAAGAGCAAUGUGAGCAAAGCCCAAAGAGAACCAAGGAAUAAUGGAGGUGGGAAUUGUGUGCCCUUGAAUUUCUCAGGUUCAGACUUCAGUGAAGAAAAGAUGGAAAAGUCAGAAGUAGCAUCUCAGUAUGAAGAUUCUCAUAAUCUGAAAGAAGCUUUUACCAGCAAGCAGAUCACUGAUAGAGUACAAACAGGAGGAUUAGUAGCAGAUGUCCUGAGUGAAACUUUAUCUGAUGAAAAUUGCGAAACUAAUCCUGGUGUACUUUCAAUUUACUCGGAACAUAAGUCCUCAGGUGGUAACUUAUUGCAUUCAAGUGAUCGGUCCCUAAGUAAACAUAUUUGUAUAGAUCAAAGUCAAGAUGAACAGAUUGUUGAAACUAGUUUAUCUGCUCUGGCAUAUCGACCAGAUGAUAGUGGUUUUGAUAGGUUUGAUUUUACAAGUGCACAGACAGAAUUAGAUAGUAAUAGAAUUACAGUGGUUCAAGAAGAUCAUACAGAUAUCAUGUGUUCUAGCCAUGUCAAAAUUACUCUUGCUAAAAAUUGUAAUCAUUCAACAGAUGAAGAGAUUCUUUCAAAGUUAACUACCUCUCUGGAUUUUGGUUCAUUGACAAGUGCAACAACAGACAAAAUGGUAUCAGGUGUACCUGGUUCAAUUGACGAAUGUAGAAAACCAAUUAAAGAGUCUGUCUUGGAAGUGGUGGAUGAAGCUGAAAUUCGCGAUUCAUCAAACUAUCAGAAUGAGGUCAAUUUAACCGGCUCUAUGGAAUUUGGUUUAUCUUCCAGGGGAACGCAAGAUGCAAUUGGAUAUGGUACACUUGGUCCAAUGGGUGAAGGUAACAAACUGAUCAAAGACAUGUUUCUCCUCAAAGAAAUGGAUGAAUUUGAAAAUCGAGAUUCAUCAAACAAUCCUAGUGAUGGUAGUCAGAUGAUCAAGGUGAAGCUUGGCAUGCCAUCUACGGAAAGCUUGAAAGUUGAGGAGUCACAAAUGUGCAGCCAUGCGGAUUUGAUUCGUUCCAGUUCAAUGGAAAUGAGGUGUCAUAAGGCUGUAUUAGAGAGUCCUCAUACUCCACCACUCGGAGAUACAAGACAAGAAAAUGAAAUUGGAAAGACAACAAAUGCCCUCACAAAUAUCUUACAGAUGGAGGAUGUACACGUGGAUACACAUGGUAAUGAUGCUCAGUUGCCUGGAAAAAGCCCUAGCACUGUGGUGGAAGAAUGUGAAAGCAGCAAUGUCUUCGAGAAUUUUGGAGAUGCUCUUCCAGUACGAAAGAGUGUUAAUGAAAGUGGAUUAGAAAGCCCAUGUUUUCUGAACCAGGAGUCACCUUUGAUUCAUGGGAGUGGUAGUGUUGCUGAUGAACUGGAUGUUAUCCACUGUGUUGAGGAUCAACUAUCAUAUCCAUCAUCAAUUGAAUCUUUAUCUGUGGAACUUGAUUCAUCUCAGGGGACAAGUACAAACCAAACAGCAAGUGUGACAACUGAUUGCAUAGAACUUGUUGAAGGAGAUCAGACCUCAUCAAGAAUACAAAGGAAGGUAGCUGACAUAUUGAAUCAAAAUAUUGUGGUGAAGGAAUCUGAAACUGGAAAACCUAGUGGAUAUGAGAGUUCUCACAAUGAAUUUUGCCAUGGGCUGGAAAAUCUCGAGCCAUGCACAAAUGAAAACACCAUUUCGCCAGUCAAGAACACGGAGAGCUGUCUGAAGAAAGGCAAUCUUUUGAUAUUACCCCCACAUGAUGCAGUUCCAUUUUCUGAUGAAUGGUUGGCAGCAAUGGAAGCUGCUGGAGAGGACAUAUUAACCAUGAAAAGUGGUGCUGUACAAAAUUCACCCCAAGAGAAAUCCUUGCCUGAGCCAAGCCCGUGGUCUCCGGUGAAAAAGAAAAACAAUCAGCUUGGGCCUUUUGACUGUACAAAGUUCCACCACAAUGGGCCUCCUGAGUCCUGAUUCUUAUUGACUCAACUUGGUCUCGUUCAAAUUCUUUUAUUCACCUAACAUGUUCCUGAUGUAGAUUGACACUGCUUUGCAAGCAAAGCUGCUAAUUGAUGCAUUGCUCUAAAAACACACGGUUUAUAUCCUUUAUAUGUAAUCCUUUUACAUCCAAUUUAAAGGAUUAAUUUAGUUUC